Messenger RNA from Dermacentor andersoni, 2408 nucleotides. Its product is annotated as histone-lysine N-methyltransferase PRDM7-like. The record is from RefSeq and is a predicted model, not a curated record. Lineage: Eukaryota; Metazoa; Arthropoda; Arachnida; Ixodida; Ixodidae. Gene Ontology annotation, molecular function: protein binding. Gene Ontology annotation, biological process: regulation of DNA-templated transcription. Gene Ontology annotation, cellular component: nucleus.
UCUGGAGCUGUGUCGUUUUCAACGUCUCAGCGCUUUCAGUUCCGUGAAUUUAAGCCACCCUUUGCUCUAAAUAUGUUUCUUGAGCCACAUGCCCUCCUUCUCAACUCUUUGCCCUGAAGCAACCAACUGACGCGCACAAUCUUUAUCGUCAUAUUCUUUUCCCUCUGUGCACACCUAAUUCCACACAUCUUAACAAAAAAGUGCGUGAAAGCAACGUAGACGAGAAAUAGAAACGUCAAACAGGGGUGCUAUGCUUAUUCUGUUUCUUCGAAAAUCAACCGUUAAUUGCAAGUACAGCCCGUGUUUGUCGUUUCUCUUUCUCGUCUACGUCUCUUUCACGCACUUUUACGUUAAGGUUGAACCACACCAACUCGCCCAACUCUGAGUUUUCAUAAUUCCGCACACUUCUGCACUUCACUCACCCCACCAUCACUGAAACUGACGGAAUCUUUGCCCCGGGCACCAACAUCAAUAACCGUUGGACAAAUAAAGUUCGUUCCUAUCCUAUCCUUGCGCGGCCAAUUCUUCUCCAGGAAGUUCUGUCACUGUACAAGUGAGAAGUGACCAUCAUCAUCAACUUUGUGCUACCAGCCUCAGAAGAAGAAGAAGAAGAAGAACGAGGAGGGGAAAUUGGAAGGUCCUUGCAGUGCUGGCGGCGGUAGGCGGGGUGGGUUCGGGACGACUACAGUGCGCACUUUUAGCUGGUGAAGCUGCGGCUUUUCGAGGCUUAAGAUGGAGGGCAACAGCAGCGCAGAAGGCGCACGCGCUUACUUCACGGAGCGGGAGUGGGCCAAACUUCCCGAGUACUCCAAAGUUCGCUAUGGCAACAUCAAGCAAAACUACGACAAGAUGGUCGAACUGGGUCUUCAGCCACCAGUUCCUGAGUUUCUGAAUGGCAAGCCUGCAGCUCGUAAAGUUCCAGCAAAGUCAAAAGCCAGUGGCUCAAGUGGCCACAAAGCAAAGCGCACGACCUGUGACUCGCAGCCCGAAUCACCAAUACCAAAGACAGGUCCAGUUAGGUGCGCGACACGGACGCAGGCGACAAAGAACGCCUCGGUACAGGAUGAUGCGCAAACGGGCGGCUCGAGCAAUCCUCGCUACUCGAAGCGAAACCGGAAGGACGUCCAAUACACUGAGAGUGAAGAAGCAUCGGGAGAUGAGAGUCCACCUAGUAUAGCCGGCACCUCCAGCAAAACGCCCCAACCGACUCGAAGACUUCCUGUAAAGCGCUCGGAAAGCGAAGCGGCCGGCAACAAACAGUACAAGUGUCGCGAUGGCUGCUCUCGAGACCAACCUAGUCAAUGCCCAGUGCAUGGACCGUCGUUUUGCGUCAAGGGGGUGCCCAUCAAAGACUUCGAGCGAGCCACGAAGAGUCUGCCCGAAGGCCUCGCUGUACUUCGUUCGAAGAUUUGGGGUGCGCAGCUUGGAAUCUUCACGGUGGUGCCGCUUGCCGCGGGCCAUUGCUUCGGUCCCUACGCCCACUCCAGUGGGAAGGAUAGUGAGGACAAUGAAGCCAUGGACCAGGAACUGUGUGAGAGGGAAACUCCGCAGCCUGAUGAGAACAGCCCUCGAGUAGCAAGGUGGAUCCGCUACGUUAACUGUGCUCCCAUCGAGUCCCGGCGUAAUCUCGUUGUGCUGGAAAAAGCGGGGUACCUCUACUACCAGACGUGCCAGCCCCUGGAACCAGCCGAGGAGCUCUUGUUAUGGUGCGGCGCGCCACCACCAAUCCGGGAAUUCGGGCAAGGUCUUCAGGACGCGGUGCGAAGUUGGAGGGCGGCAUUUAACUGCGUCACCUGCGGCUACUCUUGCUCAUCGAAGUGGCAGUUGGACAGGCACCGUGAGACGACGCACCCUUCAACAGAGUACGACGAAAUGGACGACCAAAGCGGCAAAUCUGAGAAGUCCUUCUCGUGCGACGUCUGUUGCAAAGGGUUCACUACACGAGUGGGGCUCGAUCGCCACAUUGUAACCCACGUGACAAGGAAGCCCUUUAAGUGCGAAGAGUGCACCGAACGAUUCACUCAGGCAGUCUGCCUGACGCGCCACCGGAAGAUUCACACGGGCGAGCUGAUGUAUAAGUGCUUCGAGUGCGGCCGGCAGUUCAGCAUGGUCUCGCACUUCAAGAGCCACGUCCUCUCCCACUCGGCGUCGAAGUCGUACUUCUGCCGAGUCUGCAAGAGGGCGUUCACCAGAAAGUGCCACUGCAUCAGGCACGAGCUGACAAUGCACGGCAAAAGAUGAGAUUAGUGCCUUGUACUCCGGCAGGUGUAAAUCCAAAGCGCCAAGGAAGUCCAUCGCGAAUAGUAGUUUUUAGAAUAGACGUGCGAAACGCUGCACAGCGGACGCUUGGUGACUCGAACGAAAUUGCAGUCGAUCCAAAUUGGAUACACGAAUAAACGAAGCGCUUA